Poecile atricapillus (Black-capped chickadee) is the source of this 4739-nucleotide messenger RNA. RefSeq names its product mal, T cell differentiation protein 2 (gene MAL2). Gene Ontology annotation, molecular function: structural constituent of myelin sheath. Gene Ontology annotation, cellular component: membrane. Lineage: Eukaryota; Metazoa; Chordata; Aves; Passeriformes; Paridae. The record is from RefSeq and is a predicted model, not a curated record. The transcript has 4 exons. Gene Ontology annotation, biological process: myelination. Bases 224 to 769 code for a protein of 181 amino acids.
GCGCCGCGCUCCUGGGGCAGCCGAGAGGCGGCGGCGGGACACGGCCCGCUCCCGGCCGCGGUGCCCUCACGGCGGGGCCGCCGCCCAGCCCCGGGCGAGGAGGCGGCUGCGGGGCGGUGCCGGCGCCGGGCCGGGCCGGGGGAGGCCGCACCUGCGCCCGCCCUCACCGCCGCCUCCUCGCCCACCUGGCCGCUCUCGGCACAGCAGCCGCCGCCGCAGCAACAUGUUGCCCAGGGGAGCCUCGUCCAUGCCGCCGCCUCCCAACCCCGCUCCCUACUUCCCGCCUCCGCGGGUCACGCUGCCCUCCGGCCUGGAGAUCCUGCGCACCUUCUCGGGAGCCGUCAUCUUCCUGGAGAUCCUGUUUGGAACAAUAGUCUGGAUUUUGGUCGCCUCUACCCAAAUUCCGCUGCCACUGCUGCAGGGAUGGGUAAUGUUUGUGGCAGUAACAGCGUGGUUCCUCUCCAUUGUGUUUCUCUCUGUGUUCCUCUUUGGUUAUGCAAAUAGACUUGCUGUCAACUGGAACCAGGCGGACUUUAUUUUCCAUGGGGCUACUUUUGUCUUUUAUUUUGGAGCAUUUCUACUGCAAGCAGCAACUACAUCUCUGCAUCACUUUCCCCGCAAAUUCAACUCCACCACAUAUGAGAGGAUUCUAAGUGGUCGUGAAUAUAACAUAAGCAUAGCAGCCUCGAUUUUUGCCUUUGCAACAGCUAUUUGUUAUGGUUGCAGCACAGCCCUGGCAUUAAGGAGAUGGAGGCUAAAUAACAGUUGAAGAGAGGUUAAUGCCCACGUGUUCCACUUCAGAUCAAAUUAAGUGCUACUUGUCUGUUUUACUGUAAUUUAAUUCUAAAAAGACUUUUUUUUUUUUUUUUUCCCCUGCUUAAAAUAUGCUUUAAAUGCAAGUAACCCCUAAUCAGGAUUUCUUCAGCAGAAAAAUGUUUCCAUCUUCCCUUUCUGAUAUUUACUUUUACUGUGUACUCAUUGUAAGAUAAUAGAGUUUAGGGAUAGAGAGAUAUGUCAUUAGCAGAAAACAGACCUCCAAUGCUAUGCCAGAAAAGGAAGAAAAUGGAAACCAAGCCAAGAUGUUAAGUGCACAGGCAGCUAAAAAUCUCACCCCUUGUUAAGCCUUGGGAUUAAGUGCUUUGCAGCGUUACAGAGCACACAGGUAGAGCCUUGAGGCUCCUGGUAGAGUCAUGGGUGUUCUGUGUGCUGCCCUUUGCAUGACCAGAUCCCAAGCUGACUUUGAAAUUACAAUUUAGUACCUAUAUGUUAUUAACUUUGAUGUACAGAGAAAAUAUUUUAAAAAAACAUCCAGUGAAAUCUUUUUAUAUUCACUUACAGCUGUGUCUGGCUAGGGUCACCUGAGCCUUAAAGCUUACUGUGUUCCAUACUAGAUGAAAACUGGGACUUUCAAUCAGCAGUUUAUUUGUUUUAGGAAUUUAGCUUAAUCAGAUAUAUUUAUACUAUAAAGCAAAACAGUGCAUUUGAGUUGUGUGUGUAUAUACAUGGUAUAUUUUUGUUUAACAGGAAAUUUUGCACUGUUUAACUUUAUUGGAGUACAGCUUUGUUCUUGCUACUUCAAGUGCUGCAUUUGUUAGGUAUUAUGUGAGUCAAUAUCAUUUGAAUGGAAUGUUACCAAAUAGUGAAUAAUGUCUGACCUCAAUUCUUGCAGUGUGUUAUUUGUUGCAUUCUAAAGCUGCAGUGUUGUAAAGGUGUUUUUUAUUUGGACAGAUGCCUAUGCAACAUCUUGCUGAAAGCAGUGGAAUGCAAAGCAGUCCGCCCACUAUGGAGUUCACUUUUCAUGUGAAUGACAUUUAAUUGAGCCUCUCUUGAAUAUCCUGGUGUAUGAUGACAUGUAAUAUUAUAUACAGAAAAUUGAUUUAGCAAAACUCAACUAUAACAUUGUUCUCUGCUCCCUGAUAGUCAUAUAAUUUUGCACAUGGUGAAGCUUUUUGUUAUUUUGCUAGUAAAUAACUUUUGCUUUUGUGAAUAGUGCCAAAAAGAUAAGCUGGGACAGUAAAGGCUCCCUGUCAUUCAUAAAACAACUUGUUCACUACAUCUUGCCAGUGCACCUGAUUAUUCUGCAGAGACCAGCAGUGGUUGUGUAAGGGAAGAAAGGAUUUCCUUCAUUCCCAGGCCUGCUUGCUCUCCUUGAGCCAACAAGGGUGUCUGCCAUGGGGACUGCUUUAUCAAACUUGUCAAGUACAAGGAUCUCCGAGGGGCAGCCACCCUCAGCAGUACCCUGCUGACCCAGGCUGGGUUCUUGUGGGUGGCACAGCAGUGAGUGGCACCCUUCUGACUGUGGAACCACUUGGUCAUCCUGAAUUACUACAAUGGGAUGUUGUCAUGUACCCGUUUUCUGAAGGUUUUUUUCUUCCAAAGAUUUUAUACUCUGGCUGAUUUUUUUUCCCCUAAUUCUCUCAUUGCAUCCAAACUUUUUGUGAACAUUUUAUCUAGAGCCAUAUACUUUUGCAAAUACUUCAUAUUGUAUAAAAUACAUUUACACUGGAGUAUAUGGAUGAAAGUAUAUAAUGAAGACUUAUGCUAACCAGCAUUAAAGUUACUUGAUAUAUUUAUGGCAGUAGUCUGGUUAUUAAUUUUGUCUUUGGAAAGUAUCAAAAAAACUACCUUGCUACUCUGACUUACCUGAUGCUAGACAUACAAAAUUGAAGCUAUGAUUUCAUAAGAAGGCACGGUUGCAUUUGGGCUAGUUUCACAUAUAUUUAAUUAAUUUCACAGCUAGUUUGCCAUGUGACAUUCUGUGAAUAUUGGUGAGAAAAGUAAAGGCAGUUACAAUGUUUCAAACCAAUGCUGAUCUUUGAUUUGGUUUUCCUGUGUCCUGCUGGCUAUGCUGGCUAUGCCCUGCACACCACAGACUGUGCAUGCCACAGCUGCAGUCUCUGCAGCCAGCUGAGAUCAUGGAGGCCAGGUCUUAAUGUUUUGCAUAUUUAAACCUACAGAGUAUGAAUCACACACGUGGAGUCAAUUAAAGGGCUGUCCAAGCUUAGCUGGCAUUUUUGCCAUUUGGUAUCUAACCUCCAAGUUUAAACCUGAGGUGUAAAACCCUUGAGUGGUGAGUGCUAUUCAAGCCUUGUAAUCUACUCAUGGAAGUCCAGAUAGCAGAGUGCAGUUACCGUAGCAUGGGAACUGUUUGCAUAGUGAGGAAAGACUGAACUUUCCCUCUUAAGUAUCAAAGACAAACAAAGGACAGAGAAGAGAUAAAGAUAAAAACUACAGUAAUGAAGAACAACUUUCACAGGUAAAAUGAAAUGAAAGAAUAGAAUUUUUGUGUUAGUAUGGAUAGAGUUUUGCUGUACUUUGAGGAAUAUCCACGGACAGUCAAACUGGAAUGUGCAGUUAUGUUCUUUAAAAAAAAAAAACCCAGGAAAAAAAGUAGUUAAUUUUAUAUUACUUUAUACCGGGUGCUAAAAAAGUAGGUGUGACUUAGAAAUGGUAUGUGUGUGCUGGAUGUAUGCAAAUACUGAUAUGGAUAUAAUAUGUAAUCCCUGUGACAGGUAUUCCAAGGAAAAUGUGCAAGCUGGUUCUAAAAAAUCUUACUUCCUUGUAAGAGAAUUCCUCCAAGCCUAUGACACAAGCUGAGACCUCUCCGAAGAAUGAAGGAUCUAAGCUGGGAGGUGGGGAGGGACAUAGGGAGAUAAUUUGUCUCAAUUCAUUUAAGGUGAAAGGAACAAGACCACAGAUGCCAAAUAGACUUUUCCUCAAACAUCUCUAUUUGAUGUGAAGCUGCAGUGCAGCAGUAUCUAAGGUACCAUGCAGGUCCCUAUUCUUAGAAAAUAUUUCAUGGUGUUUGGAUAGCACUGUGUGGUAGCUGCUGGUAAAUAAGGAGAAGGAGCCUCAAAGGAGACUUUCCUUCAACGGGUGGAGAUAAGCAACAGUUAUUGCAAUUAUUCUCUUUCUAAUGAGAAGUGAAAGUGCACGUUAGAAAGCUAAAAUUUUGUUAGAAUUUUGGCAGAAAAUAUGCACAGCACGUGCUUCACUGAAAUCCUCAUUCUGCUUCUGCCUUGCUAAAUGUCUGAAAAUAAUCCAAAGUGACACAGGUGCUGCAGGAUUCUUGAUCUGCAGGAGGUCAGUCUGUUCAGAUUAUCAUGAUUUCUCUGGCUGUGCAUAUUGGUUAUAACUCCUGAUGUGAGUAAAGUUGUGCUACUGUAAAAUGUUUCCUUAAAACACAGCUGCAAACCACAGCUUUUAAAAGAGAGAGGCAGAACCAGUGACUACAUAGACCUGUGCCCUUCAUAAAAAUAAAAGAAAACCCACUGGAUAAUCACUAGACCUGUGUUGUCUCUUUCACUUCCAAAACCAGAUGACAAUGCUGACUCCUGUUGCACUUCCUCUAAUUGUUGCAGUUUUGCAUUUGCUUUAUAACUUUAAAAAAUUUUGACAUUCAUAAUUUCUCCAUCUGAAUUUCAAAAAAUCAGAGAGCUUAAAACUUCUAAAACUUGUUUGCUCAUUUUUAUCUAGACAUUGUGAGAUUGGUCUCUGAACAAAAACAUCCUGAUGCGUUUCAUACUCCUCUACCAGGCUGCCCAAGUCGUACAGAAAGGCUUCCCAGGUUUUUGUCCAAAGAUGACAGUAAACCAUUAGUUCUCAGACUGAGAUGCAAAUAGAACAUUUCUCUUUUCAGUCCUACAAAAACUUGAAAAUGAGAGCAUGUUGUCUUUCUUUCUUGGCUGUAUUUGUACAAUUGGUCAGUGGUCAUUGGUCAAGGCUACUACACAGUAGUC